AUGACUGAGAAUGCUACGUUCGGAGGAUCAUGCGAGACUCCUUGCUUUGCCUUGCUAGAUGGAAGAGUCACAGAUCCCGAAACCGAAGAGAGUUCCUCCUUCAAGAUUCCUUUGACCAAAUUACCGGCCGUAUUGGGACGAAGCCACGAAACUGAAAAUCCUAAUUUCUUUGGAUUGGGAAGGCGGAAAGCCUUGAGCCGUAAGCAAUGCGUGAUAUACUAUCAAAAUGCCAAAGGGGGGUGUGUUGAAUGGGACGACCUCGACCUGAAAUACAAGGAAACUGGUAGUUGGGAUUACAAAAAGACCACCCUCAAGACUCCCAUUGACAAGCUACCAGCAGAAGGUUUUUUCGUCAUUGAAUGCUUGGGUAGAAAUAGCAUCACGGUCAACAAACAAAAAGUGGAACAGGGCGAAUCGAUAGUCUUGGAGUCUGGUGCACCGAUUAGAAUAUCCCAAUCUCACAGAUUGUACUUUUUUUUACCUACGGAUGCACCACCUCGAAAGCACUUGAUUCAAGAAACACCAAACAGUGCUCCCGCGGCCACAAAAGCAAAACGAAGAGCAUCCCUUGACGCGUCCUCCUCGUCCCCAGCCAAAAAGGUAAAGGGGCUUCAAUCCUACACGGAAUCAUUGGAAACCAUGUCCACACAAGAAUUGUUACGUGUGAUGACAAACGCAAUCACAGCCAAUGUUUGGGACCGCAAGAAUCAAAUGGUUGGAACCGUAUUAGUCCUCCGCGCCGUCAAGGACGCUGCCAAGGCUCAUCAAAUCAUGGAACUGGCCAAGGACAAUGGGGUCGCCCGCUCUCGUGUCAUUGAUUGGAUUGAAAAGUCUGCCAAGUAUAAAGAGUUUGUCCAACAGCUCAACUCCAAAAUUGAACCACGCUCCUAUCAGGCAGCCAUGACCAAAGCCUUGCUCAAGGCUGGAUAUACACGAAAUGGAACCGCGGGACGAUAUGUCAAGUGGCAUUUGCCACCUAUCGAAGACGAUGACGAUAAUGACGAUGAUGACGACAAUGAUGAAGGUGACGAUGAUGACGACAAUGAUGAAGGUGACCCAGUCGAACAAGAGUCUGAGGAAAAUGAAGAGGAGGAAAAUGACGAGGAAGAAAAUGCUAGUGACGAGAAUGAUGAUGCAGAAGAUCAAGAAGACAAUGAAAUGGAUGAUGACGAUGCAGACGAACAAGAAGACAAUGAUGUAGAAAUGGAAGGGACUGAGAACAAUGAAGCCAACGAAGAUGAAGAGGAUGAGGAAGAAGAAGAGGAGGAUGAAGAGGACGACGAUGGGGAGGGAGAAGACGCAGAGCUUGACGAAGAGCCCACAGAACACGCAGACGAAGAUGAAUUACAGGAAGAAGGUAGCGAAACCAAUCACGACGACGUUGAAGACGAAGACGAAAGUGUCAAAAACGAAGCAGGAGAAGGAGCUGCAGAAAAUGAAGAAGCCAGCACGGAAGAUAAUAUUGAUGGAGAUGAAAAAAGUGAACCGGAGCAGAAGGUGGCAAAGAAAUAA
Cylindrotheca closterium is the source of this 1512-nucleotide messenger RNA. The record is from the annotation of a GenBank genome assembly. NCBI's taxonomy places the organism in Eukaryota, Bacillariophyta, Bacillariophyceae, Bacillariales, Bacillariaceae.